UGGUUGGGUGUCCGUCGUGCUACCUGGAGUACGCCCGCCAGCAGCUGCCGCCCACCAUUGGCGUGGCGGCGCAGAACUGCUUCAAGGAAGCGAAAGGGAACUUCAGCGGCGAGAUCUCGCCAGCCAUGAUCCAGGACUGCGGGUGCGAGUGGGUGAUCCUGGGCCAUCCCGAGAGGCGGACGCUGUUCCAGGAGAGUGACGAGUUGAUCGGCCAGAAGGUGGCCCACGCCCAGAAGGCAGGACUCAAGAUUGUGGCGUGUGUGUGCGAGACGAAGGCGGACCGAGACGAGGGCCUCACACAGCAGGUUCUGGCCGCACAGAUGGAGUCCCUGGCGGCAUCCAUCUCCGACUGGUCCCGCGUGGUGGUGGCCUUCGAGGCGCUGUGGGCCAGCAACACGGGGGUGCUGGCCACGCCGGCCCAGGUGCAGGAGGCCAUGGCCAUGAUCCGGGAAUGGCUGCGGCAGAACGUGAGCAACGAUGUCGCCGACAGCACGCGCCUCAUCUACGCCGGAUCGGUGUCCUCUGGUAACUGUGAGGAGCUGGCGCGGCUGAGGGACGUGGACGGCUUCCUGGUGGGCAGCGCCGCGCUCAAGCCAGACAUCGUGUGGAUGAGAACGUUUUGUAUUGUACCUCCUUGA
Messenger RNA from Portunus trituberculatus (swimming crab), 638 nucleotides. RefSeq names its product triosephosphate isomerase-like. The record is from RefSeq and is a predicted model, not a curated record. Gene Ontology annotation, biological process: glycolytic process; glycerol catabolic process; gluconeogenesis. Lineage: Eukaryota; Metazoa; Arthropoda; Malacostraca; Decapoda; Portunidae. Gene Ontology annotation, molecular function: triose-phosphate isomerase activity. Gene Ontology annotation, cellular component: cytosol.